This is a messenger RNA of Myotis myotis, 5288 nucleotides long. It is a transcript of the gene GP5, whose product is annotated as glycoprotein V platelet. The transcript is spliced from 2 exons. The coding region runs from base 908 to 2530 and encodes 540 amino acids. The record is from RefSeq and is a predicted model, not a curated record. Gene Ontology annotation, cellular component: extracellular matrix. Gene Ontology annotation, molecular function: protein binding. NCBI's taxonomy places the organism in Eukaryota, Metazoa, Chordata, Mammalia, Chiroptera, Vespertilionidae.
GAAAAGGCAAAUCACAAACUAGUUGAAGAUAUUCAUAACACCUAUAACCAAUAAAGGAUUCGUAUCCAGAAUAUAUUAAAAUGCCUAUAAUUCAGUUUUUUAAAGACAUAAGAAUACAUAUUUUGCAUAUAGACAAAUAGGCAAAAGAAAACAAUUUCUCAGAUGAAGUGGCCCUUAAAAUAUGAAGAGGCUCGAGUUCAUUAAAAACCACACUGACAAUCAUUUCACAUUAAUUGCAAAAAUACAUUUAAAAGAUCAAUUCCAAGUAUGGGCAGAGCUGUGAAGCACAGGGACUGUCCACACUGCAGGUGGCAGCAUGUACUGGGACAGCUGCUUUGGGAGGCCGUCUGACAGUCCUAAGUGAAACUGAACAUGUGAACAGCCUUCAACUCACCCGGUGAUGCCUAAUUGAACAUCUUUGAGAAUGUUUUCAGCCUUAUUAUUUCUAAAAAGAAAUUGAGUGGCGCAUUUGAGGGUAGUCUUAGCCUUAUUAUUCACCCAAGGAGGAGGGGAGCUGGAUUAGAGACUGUGGCAAGAAAAGGAAGCUGGGAGGAAGCCUGGCCCCGCUAGGGGUGUGGCAGCUGCAAUGUAUCACUAAGCUUUCCUAGCAUCACAGAGUUACGUUGUGCCAUUUAUGGAGAAACUUCUCUCUCUCCCGUUCUUGUCAUUCAGCCUUGACAGUAGGAUCUAGGUUAUAUAUAGUUGCUUUCAGUUUGAAAAUAUUUGUCAUUAAAAAUCCCAACUAUGCCUUCUGAGAUAGGGCCCUUUCCAUGACUUUUAUUCUGCUAAAGUCUUUAUCCUGAGGAUGCAGGGGUACCGCCCUUUUCCUUUGGAAAGUGCCGAAUCACAGGCGAGGCUCUAAGCCUUUCAGUUGCUUUGGGGUGCAGUACCAUUUCAGGCAUCCGACAUGCUGAGGGCCGCCCUGCUGUGCGCGGUGCUCGCGCUCCUGCGCGCGCAGCUGGUCUCCUUCCCCUGCCCGCCCGCCUGCAGCUGCUUCGUCCGGGACGCGGCGCAGUGCUCGGGGGGCGACGUGGAGCGCAUCGCCGCGCUCGGCCUGCCCACCAACCUCACGGUCAUCAUGCUGUACCGCAUGGACCGCGGCACCCUGCGGAGUGACAGCUUCCGCGGCAUGACGGUCCUGCAGCGCCUCUUACUGGCCGACAGCCACAUUUCCGCCGUCGCCCCCGGCGCCUUCAACGACCUGAUAAAUCUAAAAACCCUGAGGUUGUCGCGCAACCAAAUCCCGGAUCUUCCAGGCUCCCUCUUCGACCAGCUGGUGCUCCUGGAACAGUUGUUCUUGAGCCACAAUAAACUAACGCGCAUUGACCAAAACCUGUUUCGGAACCUGGUUAACCUGCAGCAUCUCCUUCUGAACAACAAUCAACUCGUUUCCCUCCCCGCCGGCCUCUUCGCGCACCUGGGGAACCUGAGGGUGCUGGAUGUAUCGGGAAACAAUUUGACUCACUUGCCGCAGGGGUUGCUCGGAGCCCAGGCUAAGCUGGAGAGACUGGUGCUCCACUCCAACCAGCUCGUCUCUCUGGACGCGGGGCUACUGCGCAGCCUGCGCGCCCUGGCCGAGCUGCGGCUCGACAGAAACCGCCUCCACUCCCUCGCGCCCGGGGCCUUCGACCAGCUCCGCGACCUGAGCAUUUUAACUCUUUCCAGAAACCAGCUGCGGUCCCUGCCCUCUGCACUCUUCCUCCAUUUGCACAAUCUGACCUUCUUGGCGCUGGAUGAGAACCCGCUGGAGGAGCUCCCGGGCGUGCUCUUCGGGGAGAUGGCGGGCCUGCGGGGGCUGUGGCUGAACCGCACCGAGCUGCGCACCCUGCCGGACGCCGCCUUCCGAAACCUGAGCGGCCUGCGGGCCCUGGGGCUGACCCUGAACCCGCGCCUGGGAGCGCUCCCCGAGGGCGCCUUCCGCGGCCUCGGCCAGCUGCGCCAGCUGUCGCUCAGCCACAACGCGCUGCGGGCCCUGCCCCGCGGGCUCUUCCGCGACCUCCGCAGCCUGGAGCAGGUCCGGCUCGAGCACAACCUGCUGCAGACGCUGCCGGGCGACGUGUUUGAGGACCUGCCCGGGCUGGCGGAGGUCCUGCUGGGGCACAAUCCCUGGCGCUGCGACUGCGACCUGCGGCCGUUCCUGGCCUGGCUGAGACAGCACCCCGGCCUCGUGGGCCGCGCGGAGGAGCCCCCGCGGUGCCAAGGGCGGCGCCCUGGUCUGCUGCUGCAGGCCCUGUCGGACGGUGACCUGGGGUGCCCGAGCACGGGGGGCCCGCCUCCCCACUCUCUCGCCCCCACCUGGCCGGCCCUGCCAGUGGCCCGCGAUCGCCCAGCCUGGGUGCCAACCAGCGCAGAGCCCUGGGCGCGGGCCCAGCCGGUGGCCGAGGGCCAGGGUCAGGACCACCGCCUGUUCUGGAGUCUUUAUAUUCUGCUUUUAGCCGCUCAGGCCGUAAUAACCGGGGUCAUUGUGUUUGCUAUGAUGAAACUCUGCCGGCUCUUCCGAAAAUUAAUCAGAGAGAGAGCUCUGGUCUGAGUCAACGGGAAAACCUUGUAAUGAAUGAGAAGGCGACCAGAGUAUUGUUAGAUGUGACUGGGAGAAUCCAGACAGGUUGCUUCCGUCUUCCUUUCUCUUGUCUCUGCCGCCCUCCCCUCUGCCCUCACACCCACCUCUCUGUCUCCUCCCCCUCCCUCCCCUUUCCUAGAAUUGCCUUUACAUGUGUGAAUUGUGACUGCUUGCUUUGCUUCAGCCUUCACCGUGGGGGCCUGGGAAUGCGGGUUGUGUUCACCUCAUCUCUGUGCCCCCCCUUGAUGGUGGAGAAAGGGUUACCUUCAGAGUUUACUGAGGAAGGGAGGGUGCGGGCGUCAGCCACCUCCAGGCCGCGGUCUGGCUCCUGUCUGGCAAAUAUGCAAUAAAUGAAUAAAAUGAAUACACCCGAUCCAAGUGAUAGUGCCUUUUCCUGGGGCAAGGAGGAAUUGUUCUCUUUAUUUACUUUUGCUUGCAAAGCAGAACUCUUCCAGUUCUUUCCCUUGUCCUACGUUUGUUCUCACUGUUUGUAUGUCUGUGGGCUGCUUGGGAGAGUGUGGGACUCCAUUCACUCAGCGCAGGUUUGCAAAGCAGGCCUCUGUGAUGGGCGGAGAGAGAAAAGAGCCAGGCCUGCCCUCCAGGAGUGCAGCACCAAGACAGGAGCCAGGACAGUGGUCAGGCCUGAGAGCCAAGGAGCAGGAGGAGGGGCCCUGGGGAGGGUGGGUGGAGCAGUGGGAGCUCACCAGGAGGUCUAAGUGUGUAUUUGUGUGUGUGUGUGUGUGUGUGUGUGUGUGUGUGUGUGUCCCACAGGGUGGGGGUGGGGGCAUUGAUUCAGAGAGUCCCUGUGUGUGUGCUGCAAAGACUUAUGAAACUACUAUGAGAGAGAAGUGUAUCAUUGACACUGGGUUGGCUUUCAUUUCCUGAACUAAAUGCUACCACGUUUCACAAGCAUUUAUGGGAGCACCUCACAUGUGACACGAGUUCAUGAAUGUAAUGGCAAGCUUGGUUUCUAGUUUAUUAUGCUUGAUCACAUUCUCAUUUAUUCUUCUGAUUGAAAGCAGUAAAAACCUUGUUGCUUUCAAUGAAUGCCUGUGAGCAGCAGUGGCUAAAACACCGGUGGAGCGUUGACAACCGUGGGUUCAAAUCCCAGCUCCACCCCUUACGAACUGCAUAGGGCUUUGGGCGAGAUACUUAGGUUGUCUAAGCCUGGGUUUCCUCGCCCCCGGGAAGGGAGAAAGACCACCUGCUUCAAAGAGUGUGAGAAUCAGGCAUUAAAGCAUGCGAUAGCAGCCCAGGGCCCAGCGAACGGUAACUGCUCGAACGUUAGCUCUUAUUAGAGGCCAAGCAAUUACCUGUGGUACUGCCGUCCUGACUUCCAAAGAAGAGCUCUGGGUUGCUUUUUCUUCUCUCUGUGUGUAAAGGUGAGAGCGAACUUUCUCAAGCUGAAGGUUACCUUCACCCCAGUUUGUCUUCACGUGUGUGCGGUCUCAGCCCUGUGCAGUCAGGCCCUGUGCUCCCAGUCCAGAGCAAUGGAUCCUCAGAACAACACCACGGGGCACAGAGCAGGGAUUGCUGGGUUCCUGGCAUUUGUAGGUGCACUUCUCCUUCACGGCCAAGUUCAAAUGUCUCCUCCUGGUCAAGCCUUUCCCGACUGCCCAGGCAGACUGCAGUGUUCCCCUCGCAGGCCAUCAGGCACCCUCCCCACCCCAUCUGCUCCUGGUCACCCUUCACUCUGGUGUGUGUAUGUGUUCAUGUGCCUCCUUGUAUCAUUUAUUUCUACUGUUCCAAAUUUUGCAACCACCGAUAGCAUAAAACCCAGACUUUUUUGAUGAGCAUAGUCCUAACCACUAUGCUCUCAGGCAAGCUGCCUCUCUCUCUAAGCCUCCAUUUCCUUAUCUGUACAGUGAGGAUAGUAACGGUCCUUACAUGGUUGCAAAGACGGAAUGAAAUAACUCAGGCCAAAUAGUUAAGUCAGUGGCUGGUGCACGUGGGCCUCAAUAGAAGUUGGCUAUUACUAUGAUAGCUCUUUUGAACACGCUGUGUUUUAACAUAUCUCGUUGCCUUUGCAGAUGUUCAUUCAUUAGCAAAUAUUUUUUGAGUACCUCCUCUGUACCCAGCCCUCUUCUAAGUGGAGGAUGGAGCAGUGGUUAAAACAAAGUACAUACUUCCACUGGGUUUACAUUUUGGUGUUCCCUCCAAUGAAAACUAUCUUCCCUGGUCAUUAUCUUUAAACAUUCAGGAAAGUUAAGAGAAUAAUUUUGGACUCCUGAACCUGCUUUUUAAAAUCUUUAUUCUUUGUUCUAUUUGCUUCAGAUAUUUUUUUAACAGAAUAAAAUAUGACAGAUAAAGCUGAAGGCUCCUGUAUAUUGCUUCCCUGUUCUCAUUGCGCUCCUUCUCUCCUCACAAGUAACCUGCUUAAUAAAUGUGGCGCUUCCCAUCCUCAAACAUGUUUUUAAUAUUCUUACCACAUGUGUCUACAACUCUGAACGAGCUGAAGUAAGACUGCCUGUUUUCAAAUUUUAUAUAAAUGAUGCUACUCUGCAUAGAGCAUUCUUCAACUGGUUUUUUUUUUUUUUCUGGGCUAACGUACUCUUGAGAUUUACCCAUAUGAAGCAUUUGACACUAGGUCAUUCAUUUGAAUAGCUGCAUAAUAGUCUAUGAAUGAACAUACCAUAAUUUAUCUGUUCUCUUGUUGAUGGACAAUUAUUCCCAGUGUUUUUCUUUUCUUUUUAUUCCCCACUACUCUACAUCUUCCCCAACUCCUAAU